Pediculus humanus corporis (human body louse) is the source of this 477-nucleotide messenger RNA. RefSeq lists its product as uncharacterized. The record is from RefSeq and is a predicted model, not a curated record. Gene Ontology annotation, molecular function: nucleic acid binding. The transcript is spliced from 3 exons. Bases 1 to 477 code for a protein of 158 amino acids. Lineage: Eukaryota; Metazoa; Arthropoda; Insecta; Psocodea; Pediculidae. Gene Ontology annotation, cellular component: nucleoplasm.
AUGGAGGAUGUAAAUUUAGGAAACGUUGUUAUUCAACCUAUGGAACAUCAUAAAAGAUUGGGUCAUUGUUUUACUAGGCCAGCAUACAGAAGGGGAAAUAAACCGACCGCCGUAAAAGCUUAUACAAUAAACGAUGAAUCUCAACAUUUAUUAGUUUUCGGUGUACCGAGUUUAAAAUUAGAUAAAGAAUUAUCGAAAAGAUUUUCUAAAUAUGGACCUGUAAAAUCUGUAAAAAGGGUUCAAUAUCCCGAUGUGGAACCAUUUACAGAAGUUUUUCACAUUCAGUAUUUAAGUCUUUCAAAUGCAAGAUUUGCUAAAAAAAAAUUAGACGAUAUGUCAUUCUAUGGUGGUAUUUUACAUAUUUGUUAUGCACCUGAAUUAGAAUCAAUAGAAGAAACUAGAAACAAACUUAAUCAUAGAAGAAAACAAGUUCUUUUAAAAUUGUAUAAAAUGCAAAGAGAACAAAAUAUCGAAUGA